This is a messenger RNA of Anopheles marshallii, 1182 nucleotides long. RefSeq names its product tryptophan 2,3-dioxygenase (gene vermilion). The transcript has 7 exons. The coding region runs from base 1 to 1182 and encodes 393 amino acids. Gene Ontology annotation, molecular function: heme binding; metal ion binding; L-tryptophan 2,3-dioxygenase activity. Lineage: Eukaryota; Metazoa; Arthropoda; Insecta; Diptera; Culicidae. The record is from RefSeq and is a predicted model, not a curated record.
AUGAGCUGCCCAAUGAGAAGUGGUUUUGUUGACUCGGUGCAGGGCGGACAUCAUCUCGGGUCGGAGGCCGGCAUGCUCUACGGGGAGUACCUAAUGCUGGACAAGGUACUAAGCGCCCAGCGAAUGUUGUCCGUCGAGGGCAAGAAACCGGUGCACGAUGAGCAUCUGUUUAUAGUGACGCAUCAAGCGUACGAGCUGUGGUUCAAGCAAAUCAUCUUCGAGCUCGAUUCGAUACGGGAUCUCUUCAGUACGGAGCUGAUCGAGGAGUCACGCACGUUGGAGAUCUUGAAGCGGCUGAAUCGGAUUGUAAUGAUCCUAAAGCUGCUCGUCGACCAAGUCCCGAUUCUGGAAACGAUGACACCGCUAGACUUUAUGGACUUUCGUGACUACCUGUCGCCGGCAUCCGGUUUCCAGAGCCUCCAGUUUCGACUGCUGGAGAACAAACUCGGCGUAAAGUCGGAGCAUCGCGUCAAGUACAACCAGAAGUACACGGAAGUGUUUGCCAGCGAUCCGGGUGCGAUAGUGCGAAUCGUCACGACGGAGGAGGAACCGUCGUUGGCCGAUUUGGUGCAGAAGUGGCUCGAGCGGACGCCCGGACUCGAGCAGGAUGGGUUCAACUUUUGGGGCAAGUUUCAGGAAAGCGUCGAACAGUUACUCGCUGAGCAGGAAGCAAGCGCGAUGUCGGAAGAGCACGAGCAUGUCCGCGAGUACCGGCUGAUGGACAUCGGAAAGAGGCGCGAGGUGUACAAGUCGAUCUUUGACGCCCAGGUGCACGAUGCACUGGUAACCCGGGGUGAGCGUCGGUUUACGCACAAAGCCCUGCAGGGCGCCAUUAUGAUUACGUUCUACCGCGAUGAGCCACGGUUCAGUCAACCGCAUCAGCUGCUGAUGUUGCUGAUGGACAUCGAUUCACUGAUCACCAAGUGGCGAUACAACCAUGUGAUUAUGGUGCAACGUAUGAUUGGCUCGCAGCAACUCGGAACCGGUGGGUCGUCUGGAUAUCAGUAUCUACGUUCGACGUUGAGCGAUCGUUAUAAGGUGUUUCUCGAUCUGUUUAAUCUAUCCACGUUCCUGAUACCGCGCCAAUCAAUACCACCGUUGACAGGCGAAAUGCAAAAGGCACUCAACCAAGGUUGGGGCUCACCGGCUCACCUUUUAACCCGCAACGGUUCGAUGCACUAA